Molecule: messenger RNA, 1770 nt
Organism: Dreissena polymorpha
Lineage: Eukaryota; Metazoa; Mollusca; Bivalvia; Myida; Dreissenidae
Product: adenylate kinase 8-like
Exons: 10
Coding region: 84-1523 (479 amino acids)
Biological process (GO): nucleoside triphosphate biosynthetic process
Cellular component (GO): cytoplasm
Molecular function (GO): AMP kinase activity; ATP binding; nucleoside diphosphate kinase activity
Source: RefSeq, a predicted model, not a curated record
AAUGCAACCGAGCAUCGAGAGCACCUGUCUGACAUAGCAACAAGAACUAACAGUGAUUCUAAGAACAUUUCGUCUUUUAACAAAUGGAUCAAACCAAACGACCUCUUUUGAUUCCACCAGAGUUUGCAACAUACGCUGAACAACAUGGAAUCUUUGAUUUAUACAAGAGGAUGCUGGAGAAAGUUAUUAUCAACAAACCAGCUAACCCCCUGGCCUUCUUGGUAGAAAUGCUGAAGAGGGACAACAAUGAUGUGCCUCAGGUUGUGAUACUUGGACCACCUGCCUCUGGAAAGAGAACUAUAGCCAAAAUGGUGUCAAGCAAGCUGCGGACUGCGCAUCUUACCCCAGAGAACCUGGUGUCGGAGGCAGAAACUGACUUCAAAACUGAGGCGCAAGGUUUCAUUAAGAAGAAUCAGACAAUUCCAACUGAAUUGUGGGUAAAAAUUAUUGAUGAGAGGAUGAAGCUAUUUGAUUGCGUAAAGAAAGGCUGGGUGAUGGAGGGAUUUCCACAGACAAGGGAACAAGCAUUAGCACUCCAGGCACUCGGAAUUUACUCCAAACAUUGUGUAAUACUUGAUGCCCCUGACACCGUUCUGAUUGAGCGUGCCCAAGGGAAGCGGGUGGAUCCUGUUAAUGGAGAUAUCUACCACACAACAUUUGACUGGCCAAAUAACCCCGACAUCCAGAACCGUCUGAAAGAGGUUGAAGGUUACACAGAGGAAGACAUGAUCAACAAGCUUAUCGUCUUUCAUAGACACUUUGAAGGCAUCGCUGAGUGCUACAAGAAAUGCUCCAAAACAAUCAAUGCUGAUCAGCCAAAAGCAGAUGUAUUCCAGCAAGUGUAUACAUUUCUAAGUGGUCAGGCACGCUCCAUGGCCCCACACACUCCUCGUAUUGUGCUACUGGGCGCUACUGGCUCUGGGAAAGGUGUGCAGGCGUCCCUGCUCGCAAACAAGUACAACAUUGUAAAUGUUUCUUGUGGUCAUCUGAUGAAGCAAGCAAUUGCAGAUGAAACGAAACAAGGCUUGACUGCUAAAACUUACAUUGAGAAGGGAAUGAUGGUGCCAGACAACAUAGUGAUGUCAAUCCUGACAGCCCGUCUAGCCCAGCUGGACUGUGUAAGUCGUGGCUGGGUGCUCCAUGGCUACCCACGCACUAGGGAACAGGCUGAGACUCUGUCCAAAGACGGCUUUGUACCCAACAGAGUAUUUUUCCUGGAUGUUCCCAACGACUCUGUGAUGGAGCGCCUCACGCUGCGUCAGACAGACCCAAUCACUGGGGAGCGUUACCACAUGCUGUACAACCCGCCACAGACGCAGGAAGUGAAGGAGCGACUUUUGCAGCACCCGUCUGAUACAGAGGAUUCCGUGCGACAGAGGCUUGCACAGUACCACACAUAUGUGGAAGAGAUUGCAGAUUAUUACGUAGAUGCACAGCAUAUCAAUGCUGAUCAGGACCCGCACACUGUAUUUGAAUGCAUUGAGAGCAUGGUCGUUAACCCACUGCCUAAACACUUCCCAUAGACUUUAAGGAGUUGGGGGAUGGACAAUAUUUAAAUUUUAACUGAAUUGUCCUGAAAGCCAAAUGACAGUUUAUGUUAUUUAUAAAAAAAGAUUUAUGAAUGAAAACAUUUUCAAAGAAAACUAUUGUUCAACAACUGUGAUAUAAGUUAUAUAUAAAUGUCUCAUUCUUAAGAUGCCUUUUUGUUGUGAUUGUUGUAAGAAUUCAUCUGAUUAUAGCAAUAAAUUAAACAAUAUAAAGGAAACAACA